AUGAACCCGGGCCAGUUUGCGCUCGAUACCGACGGGACGUAUGCGAGCCUGCACGGCUUGGCGUUCCCGCUCGCCGAGGCCGCGGCGGCCGUGCGCGCGGGAACCCUGCCCGACGACCUGGCGUUCGUCUACUCGUCCGACAACCUGCGUGCCAUCCCGUCCAUUUCUGGGUGGACGCCGCCAGACAUUUCUGCCGCGGUGCAGCGCGCCGCGCGCAUCGUCGCUGCGAUCCGGUCGCACGGCUGGCUGGCUCCAGAGCUCGUGGACGGCGACGCCGCGCCGUUCCAGCGCGCCAUUGUGCGCUACCACGCCUGGCUCGACCUCAUGGCCGCCGUGGACGGCCACCCGUUCCUCGCGCCCACGCACGACAUCCAGCUCGUGUGGCACACCCACCAGCUGCGCGGGACGCGGUACCGCGUCGAGACGGAGCGGCUGCGUGGCGCGCCGCUCGACCGCGCAGACCAUUUCGUCGUCGUCGCGGACACGGACGGGCUCAAGCGCACCGCGGGGCUGUGGCGCGCCCGCUUCAAGCACGAGUAUAUCGAGAGCCCACGUAAGGGCGGAGGAAGCAGCGGAGGCGGGGGCGGCACGCUGCCCAUGCCUGUGCGCCGGGGGGCCGUAUAG
Molecule: messenger RNA, 624 nt
Organism: Apiotrichum porosum
Lineage: Eukaryota; Fungi; Basidiomycota; Tremellomycetes; Trichosporonales; Trichosporonaceae
Exons: 1
Coding region: 1-624 (207 amino acids)
Source: RefSeq, a predicted model, not a curated record